This is a messenger RNA of Lotus japonicus, 2786 nucleotides long. RefSeq lists its product as uncharacterized. The transcript has 7 exons. Bases 338 to 757 code for a protein of 139 amino acids. The record is from RefSeq and is a predicted model, not a curated record. Lineage: Eukaryota; Viridiplantae; Streptophyta; Magnoliopsida; Fabales; Fabaceae.
AAAAUUGUAACUUCGCGUUAUAACUACUUUACCACUUUUUUCUCUUUUCGUUAACCUUUUUUAUCUGAUUGCGGAGCCUUUUUCUUCGUGCUGUGAGAGAAGCGGAGAGGCGGCGAAGGUGAACCAGAGGCGGCGGCGUCGAACCCUAGCAGUGCCGUCCAGAGGAAGCGGAGUGGUGUCCAUCGAUCUUGACGGCGAGCCAAAUUGGGAUCGCGCAUAGUGCAGGAAAUGAUUGAAUUCUCCAUUUUCCCGAGAAAGUGAAAGAUCUCUUCUCUCACUCUCUUUCAAUCUCUUCACUCCUUUUGUUCUUGAUGUGUAGGUAAUCGGAAUCACGCCGAUGAUGACGAUUGAAAACCACCUCGUGUUGUUUGCUCCCAUUGCAACGGUAAUAGCAGCUAGACGAAGCAGAAGCACAUCUUCCCCCUGUGACUGCAAGCUUCACCGAGGGAGCAGAAGGUUUCGGUGGGACACAAUGAGUGGCGCGUUCAAGCCUUCAAGGGAUAUGAACGCCUACGAGCUUUCCGUGAAUCAAGUAAAAAAAUGUGCGCUGCAGCUGGUGCUCUUGAUGGAGGUGAUGCUGAGUUUUGGGUUCUUUUGGCCGAGUUGCUGGGAAUAUGAAAGGUUGUUUAAUAAUAUGAAACUCUUGAUUGGUUAUGCCUUUAAACACUAUGAACAAGCAAAAUCCACCAAGAAAAUCGUGUUGAGCUUCAAUGCCAGGUUGCAAACAUGUCUCCCAACAUACUAUCAAGGGAAAUGAAAAUUUGUUGUCUUGUUCCUGAAUUGUAAUCACCAAGAAAAUUACUUCUCAAUAUCUGUGUAGCAUCUUCACAAAAGUAAAGCUUGAGUGCUUGACAUAAAGUGCUGGAGAUUUAAAUUUAUAAGCUUUUGAAGGUAACUGUGAAAAUUUAAACUAUAAGCAGAUUUUGAAGCUGUUUUCACCUGGGUUUUCCUUUACCUGUUUGUCAUAAAUUUAUUUUUAGAUAAUCUUGUUGUUUUUCACUUCUUAGGGACGUAAAGGUAUGUUUUCGGUAUCAUAGUUAUCGUAAAAUGAUUGCUGUUAAUUCAGUUUCCAUAUGUUAUAAUGACAUGAUCAUGAUGUAUAUUAAUUGUGAGUAUGACAUCUUCAUGGAUUGACUUUUAGAUGAUCAUGAUGCACACUACCUAUUUAAGAGUUAAACCUUCCGCAAUUUGAGGUGAAAUUAAAAUGAUAAGGUGUCUUAAAUUGUAAAACUGUGAUGCUUUGCCGCUGUUUGACAUUAAUGUUUCCUAACUUGUUUGGUGUUGGUAAAUGAUGAAUUGGUUUAAAAUCUGAUUUGUAGAGUAGUUUAGUCAUUAGUGUUCAUACUUCCAUGGUUUUCUGCUACUUUAGUUCUGAAACUAUAUUAUACAAGGUAAUGAAUUCAGUGGUAAGAGCAUUAGCGCUAGUGUAAGUUUUAUGCAAGUAGAUUUGAUUUGUAAGCUCUAUUUUUUGGCAGCUAAGAAACUAAUUUCUGGCGGUUUGGAACCGCCAAAAUUUGUAUUAAAAAGCCGACGCAAACAAUCAUAUUUGGCGGCAAUAGUUAAUGACGGAAAUUAUGGCCGCUAAAUGAUGACUGCUUUUCCCGGCCAUUUUUACGUCUUUACCGGCGCACGGUAAAAGCGCCGGCAAAGCCUUUGCCGACCCCCGAUGCACCGGCGAAGUCGCUUUUGCCGGUAAAAGCAAUUGCGGCCAUUUUUAUUGCCGCUAAAGGAUAUAUUUAUUACCAGUAAAAAGCCUUUUGUUGUAGUGACUAUUAGUUAGCUUCAGGCCAUUUAGCAUUAAGCCUAACAACGACGCUUAAUCAGUUUUAGCGUCGAAUUUUACCUACUUAACGUUUGCUUUUGGCCGAUGCUAACAAAAAAUUAUGUUGCAGUAUCACAAUGACACAUAACUACAGUACUGCACUAGCCAAAUAGUGUUUUUUAGGAAUCAAACUCAACUAAACUCACGUUGAAAAAAAAACUCAACUAAACUAUCUAUAUUUAUAAUAAUUCUCAAUUUCUUUCUUCUUCAAACUACUUAGUUCCCGUUUGGAAAAACAGCUUAAUUAAGUGCUUAUGAUCAUAAGCUACUUAUGACAUAAGCUUAAUUUUACCUACUUAUGACAUAAGCGCUUAUUCAUAAGCUAUUUUUAAAAUUUAUUGAAAUAAAUUGAAAAUUGCCAUAAGCUGUUUGCAUAAGUCAUCCCAAACACUGGCAUAAGAGUUUAUGCUGUCAGAUAAGCUUAAAUAAGCUCUUCCAAACUGGGCCUAAAAUGUAAAAAUUGGAUGACUAGCCAUUUUGGCACAACAUUUUUCACUUAAUUUCUCUUAUUAUCUGUCUUUUUUCUUUAACACAGUACUCACUAGUCACUAUAUCUCUGGUAUAUUUUUUCUCUUCUAUUUCUAUAUUUAUUAGAUGUCCGUCAAUUUGACAUCUUAACAAAAUUUGCAAUAAAUAGCUGCUGAUCUAUCUAUCUAUCUAUCUAUCUAUCUAUCUAUCUAUCUAUCUAUCUAUCUAUACUAUAUAUAAAAGGAAAGUUUCUGCAGCCUUGAGGGUAAAACAGUAAUUCAAUAAAUCAAUACACUUGAGUGACAAAUUUUUAAUGGAUAUAUCUGUAAAUUCAUGAGUAAUUUAAUAUAAAAUAAAUCUUGACCCUUGCUUUCAUCAUGUGUUUCUUCACCCUGUCUCUCCCCCUUCCAUUUUCCCCAUUCGUUUCUUGAAACGGCUGAGAGCGAAGUUUGAUAUUCUUCCUUUUGUGAUUUUUUCUGUGUCCGCCUCUUCCUUC